UAUUAGAUUGAAACCAUGAAGACUGGUUCAUCGGCACUGUUUUUCCUGUUAGCUCUCAGCUUUGUUUUCACCUUCGGUACUGCCCAGAACCCAAAUCCGGUGGCUUCGAGUUGUUCAGAUAGAGGAAACUUCACCAACGGUAGUACCUACGAGGCAAACCUCAACACCCUCCUCUCUUCUUUCUCCUCGAUCACUGAGAAUGAUUACGGUUUCUAUAAUCUGUCCGUUGGCCGAGAUCUCGAUACAGUUAACUCGAUCGCGCUCUGUCGAGGCGAUGUCCGGCCUGAUGUUUGCCUUAGUUGUAUCAAUAAUGCCACGAGUGAGAUCACAAGUGCUUGUCCCAACAGGAAGGAAGCAAUCAUUUGGUAUGAUUUUUGUAUGUUGCGUUAUUCGAAUCGUUCCAUCGUUGGUGUUCUGGACAGUAGUGUCAUCAUCAGAGGACCUAAUCCUUUGAAUGUUACGGAUCCGGACAGUUUUAAUCAAGCCUUGAACAAUCUGCUGGUUGAUCUUAUGAAUAGAGCCUCAUCGGGUGGCUCUCGUCGCAAGUUUGCAACAUGGAAUGUAAUAGAUACUGCUUUGCAGCCAAUAUAUGCACUUGAGCAGUGCACCCCUGAUUUGUCUCAGGAAGAAUGCACCACCUGCUUGGAGACAGCUCUGCCGAUAAUCCCGGAUUGCUGCGGUGGAAGACGGGGAGGCCAGGUGAUUUUUCCGAGCUGUUUUGUGAGGUUCGAGACGCAACGUUUCUACAACGAACCAACCAAUGGAACCACUUCAAGUUCCAACAGUAAGACAUCUAAGCUUGAUUUCAAAUAUGCAACACUUUCCUUGCUGGAAAUUAAUCCUGCUUUUCUUGCAGAUAAUAACACGUCACGAAUUAUAAUCACCGUCGUAGUUCCGGUUACCGUCGUUGCGAUAAUUAUAAUCUUCGUCUACUUCUUUCUAAGAGCUAGGAAGAGGAAGGAGGACAUUGUUGAAACUGUGGACGAAGAAAUUAUCAACCCAGAGUCUUUGCAAUUUGAUUUCGCCACCAUUAGGAUUGCAACAGAUAACUUUUCUGAUGAGAAUAAGCUUGGUCAAGGUGGCUUCGGGUCUGUUUACAAGGGCAAGCUUUCUACUGGACAAGACAUAGCCGUGAAAAGGUUAUCCAGGGAAUCCGGACAAGGAGACCUAGAAUUCAAGAAUGAAGUCCUCCUGGUAGCCAAACUUCAGCACCGGAACUUAGUCCGGCUGCUCGGAUUCAGCCUCCAAAGAACCGAAAGACUUCUUGUCUAUGAAUUUGUACAAAAUGCAAGCCUCGAUCGAUUCAUAUUCAAUCCCAAAAUGAGGGAACAAUUGAAUUGGGAAACACGAUACAAAAUCAUCGGAGGAAUCGCUCGGGGACUCCUUUAUCUGCAUGAAGAUUCUCGACUUCGAAUCAUUCACCGCGACCUCAAAGCUAGUAAUGUUCUGCUAGACGCAGAUAUGAAUCCAAAAAUUGCAGAUUUCGGCAUGGCAAGAUUGUUUACUAUGGAUGAAACACAGGGAAAUACAAGUAGAAUUGUGGGAACCUAUGGUUACAUGGCUCCGGAAUAUGCAAUGCACGGACAAUUUUCCGUAAAGUCCGACGUCUUUAGCUUCGGAGUAUUGAUUUUGGAAAUCAUCACCGGUCGUAGAAACAAUUGUUUCAACGACAAAGAUAACAUGGAAGAUCUUCUGAGCUAUUCUUGGAAAAACUGGAGGGAAGGGACAACGGUGAAUCUCAUAGAUUCUGCUUUGAGGGUUUCUUCGGGAUCCGAAAUGACGAGAUGCAUACACAUCGGAUUACUCUGUGUUCAAGAAAACGUGGCGGACCGGCCGACGAUGGCGUCGGUCGUCAUCAUGCUGAAUAGCAACUCGUUGACGCUUCCGAUGCCAUCGGAGCCUGCAUUCUUCAUGCAUAGCUCCGUUCAAUCAGACGUCUCGUAUUCGUCCUCGGGCUAUAGCUCAAGAGUCAAAAUUUCCACCAAUCGUUCCAAUGACGAGGUUUUCCCCUUGGCCAAACAUGAGGAUUCAUUUGCAGAGCCUUAUGCUCGUUAAAAUGCUUACCAAAAUUAU
Messenger RNA from Hibiscus syriacus, 2073 nucleotides. RefSeq names its product cysteine-rich receptor-like protein kinase 26. The transcript has 6 exons. Gene Ontology annotation, molecular function: protein kinase activity; ATP binding. The record is from RefSeq and is a predicted model, not a curated record. Gene Ontology annotation, biological process: protein phosphorylation. Lineage: Eukaryota; Viridiplantae; Streptophyta; Magnoliopsida; Malvales; Malvaceae. Bases 16 to 2055 code for a protein of 679 amino acids.